Rhodotorula toruloides NP11 is the source of this 1575-nucleotide messenger RNA. RefSeq lists its product as uncharacterized. The transcript is spliced from 6 exons. Bases 1 to 1575 code for a protein of 524 amino acids. Lineage: Eukaryota; Fungi; Basidiomycota; Microbotryomycetes; Sporidiobolales; Sporidiobolaceae. The record is from RefSeq and is a predicted model, not a curated record.
AUGGAGACGAUCGCUUCCCUCCCUUCUGCUGUCGAUUCGCUCUCGUCGUCGCUCCUCUCCCUCCCACAGCAGAUAACGACCGCGAACCUCUCGCUCCUCACUUCGCUCUUCCACACCCUCUCUUCCGACCUCCAACCCGUCCUUCCAACCCUCUCCGCUCUUCAAACCGAAACGAUCCUGACAAACUCGACGUUCCUAUCGACCAACCUCGCCCAACUCGGUUCGAUAACAGCCCAGAUCCCUCCUGCGGAUACGGCGGCCGCUUCACCCGCUGACUUGGUCGGCAUUAUCGAGAUCGGUACGACGCGAUACGACAUCCUCACCUUCUGGGCUCCAGAGGUUUGGAGUAUCGUGAUUGUUUACGGGAUCGCGGCGGUGUUGAAGGGCGUGUUGGGGGUGAUGGUGAGUCGGAGGAGUGUGAGGAGGACGAGGGAGGCGAUGGAGAGGAGGGAGGCGGAGGGGAAGGGCGGGAGGGUCGAGGGCGAGGCGGUGAAGGCUUUGCUGGCUAGUCCGGCGAGGGCGGCGCUCGGCCAUGCACUCAAUUUUACGGUCGCGACGAUCGCGCUCGUCCUGCAGUGCUUCGCCUGGCGACUGUUCGUCCUGCCCAGCUCGCCCGUCCGCAUGAGCGACAUCAAGUAUCUAUCGACCGCUAUGAAGACGCUCCUUAUCGGCUACGGCUGCGACAUGUUGUUCUCCGACUUGCGCCCCGAGAUCUUCCUCCACCACUUCUUCACCUUUGCGCUCCUCCUCGUCGGCCAACUCGCCGCCUUCGAGACCAAGAGUCCCAAGUUCUUCCGCCUCGCGCAGUACCUCAUCCUGCAAGCGACGGCUGAACAGACGACUUACGGCGGGAUGGUCGCCUACCACCUAUCGAAGUACUACGCCGUGCAGGAUUGGCGUCCGCGUCUUCAGCGGCGUCUGCUCGUCGCAGCGCACAAGCUCCUCGUCUUCACUACGUGGAUCGCCUGGCCGCAGAAGAUCCUGCCUGCCGCCUUUGCGCUCUACUGGCUAGGUCGGAUGUGGAACGAGAUUGACCACCUCCCUUGGGGUCGCGCCUGGAUUGUCCUCUGCACUGUCAUCCUCAGUCUGCUCCUGACCCUCCAGAUCAAGUUCUGCGACGAUGCGAUCCCGCUCGCGAACUACAUCGGCUACAAGCUCUACGGCGGCUCGUUCCCCUCUCGCGUCGGGCCCGUCAUGCGCAUCCUCACCUCCCCCUUCCGCCGUACACACCGCGAGCGCACCCCCUCAAGUCUCCCCCUUUCGACCAUUGUCCCCGGCUCGUCCGCUCCAAGCGACUUUUCGUCGACUCUCAAGGCUCGUUCGAUGGAGGAAGGCAAGAUGGAGCAGUUCGACUUGCCAGUGCUCGAGAGCGAGUCGACGAAGGAGGAGAGGAGGAGCUUGACGGCUGAUCGAGCGAGCGUCGCCUCGAGCGCCUCGUCCGUCGCCGAGACCCUCCCGCGUCCCUCGUCGGUCGACACCGCGUCCAUCUCGGAGGUCCGCCCAGUCAGCCUCGACGUCCGCCGCUCGCCUCUCUCUGAUGUCGCCGACGCGCUCCGCCGUCCCGUCUCUCGCUAA